AUGAGAAAGUCAGACAAAAACCCCAUGUGUGUGAUCUUCAAAUUGGUGCGGUGUUUUGGACAAGGAACAAAUGGGUAUGUACAAUUGGGCCAUAGCCCAAUAGGGCUAUUACCAAAGGGUCAUUUGGCAGUGUAUGUGGGUGAAUCUGAAGAUGAGAAGCAACGUGUAUUGGUACCGGUUACUUACUUUAAUCACCCUCUUCUUGGGAAGCUAUUGGAGGAUGCUGAGAAAGUUUAUGGAUUUGAUCAUCCGGGUGUAAUAACCAUACCAUGCAGAGUCUCUGAGUUUGAGAGAGUUCAGAAGAUUAUUGCCACCACUAGAGGCUACCAUAGAUGCCUUAGAAUUUGUUGCUCCAUCAAGUAG
Glycine soja is the source of this 363-nucleotide messenger RNA. RefSeq names its product auxin-responsive protein SAUR36-like. The coding region runs from base 1 to 363 and encodes 120 amino acids. The record is from RefSeq and is a predicted model, not a curated record. Gene Ontology annotation, biological process: response to auxin. NCBI's taxonomy places the organism in Eukaryota, Viridiplantae, Streptophyta, Magnoliopsida, Fabales, Fabaceae. The transcript has a single exon.